Anthostomella pinea is the source of this 1176-nucleotide messenger RNA. Lineage: Eukaryota; Fungi; Ascomycota; Sordariomycetes; Xylariales; Xylariaceae. The record is from the annotation of a GenBank genome assembly.
AUGGCACCCAGCCUCAAGCGCAAGAGCGAGGCCGCGCUCGCGGCCUCGACCGAUGCGAAGAAGCCGAAAGUGAACGCGUCCAUCACGUCGUUCUUCGGGCCGCCCAAGAACACAUCCAGCACCACCAGCACCACCCCCAACAACAAAACCUCCAACGCCUCCUCGUUCUUCUCGCCCAACAAUACCAACAACAACCCCCAAUCCUCCCCCGCGUCGUCGACCCCCCAAAAAUUCGACAAGGCGAAAUGGGUCGCGACGCUGACGCCCGACCAGAAGAAGCACCUAGCCCUAGAGAUCCAGACGCUGGACCCGAGCUGGCUGGCCGUGCUCAAGGACGAGAUACUAAAACCCGAGUUCAUGCGCCUGAAGAAGUUCCUCGAGAACGAGGUCAAAAGCGGGAAGAAGGUGUUCCCGCCGCGGGAGGAUGUUUAUUCGUGGUCCCGCCACACCCCCUUCCACACCGUCAAAGCCGUCAUCAUAGGCCAAGACCCGUACCACAACCACAACCAAGCGCACGGUCUCUGCUUCUCAGUCCGCCCGCCCCAGCCCGCACCGCCGUCGCUCAAGAACAUGUACACGGCACUGAAAAAGGACUACCCCGGGUCGUUCGCGCCGCCGCCCAACAACGGCGGCCUGCUGACGCCGUGGGCCGAGCAGGGCGUCCUCAUGCUGAACACGUGCCUGACGGUGCGCGCGCACGAGGCCAACAGCCACGCGAACCGCGGCUGGGAGGCCUUCACGCAGCGCGCCAUCGAUUUGGUUGCGCAGAAGCGCACACGCGGCGUCGUGUUCCUGGCCUGGGGCACUCCGGCCGGCAAGCGCGUCACGAAGGUCGACGCGGGGCGCCACCUCGUGCUGCGGAGCGUGCACCCGAGUCCGCUUAGUGCGCACCGCGGCUUCUUGGACUGUGGGCACUUCAAGAAGGCGAACGAGUGGCUGGCGCAGCGGUAUGGCGAGGAUGGGGUCAUCGAUUGGGAUUUGAGCCCGAAGGCUAAGAAGAUAGAAGAGCGGGUUGAGACAAAGGAGGACAAGAAGAACGUGACAGAGGCUAAGGCUGAGGUCCCGGCGCCGGUUGUGGCGGUGGGUAAGGUUGAUGAAGAGGGCAAGGAGGAGAAGAGCGAGGUGCUAGAGAAGGAGGGUGAGGAUGGGACGGUGGAUGCUGAUGAGGCAAAGUGA